Psylliodes chrysocephalus is the source of this 863-nucleotide messenger RNA. Lineage: Eukaryota; Metazoa; Arthropoda; Insecta; Coleoptera; Chrysomelidae. The record is from the annotation of a GenBank genome assembly.
UUUUUUCGACCGUAGGGAGUACACGUUUCGAGUUCCGAUAUUAUCAAUAGUUCGAUUAACUUCAAUCUGGGGAAUUGCAUGGAAAACGAGGGAGUCGUCCCUUUAAACAACAAGAUAUUCGAUCCAAACAUGGUUAACCACACAAUCGAUAUUUACUAUUUCCCGAUGAGUCCCCCUUCCAGGGCGGUUCUGAUGACCAUGAGAGCUCUUGGAAUAAAACACAAUAUAAAGAUUACCCAUCCGAUGUCAGGUGAUACAAUGAAACCAGAAUUUUUGAAGAUGAAUCCAUUGCAUACAAUACCGGUUAUUGACGAUAAUGGAUUUAUUUUAUACGACAGCGGUGCGAUUAUGAAAUAUUUGGUGGAUCGAUACGGGAAAGAUGACAGCUUGUAUCCCAAAGAUGCUAAGAAAGGUGCCAGGGUGACUCAGCGAUUAUUUUACGUAACCGGGUAUCUAUUCCCCAGAUUCUUUGCUACACAUGCAGUUAUUAUGCUUGGAGGAAGUGUCCCAGAUGCAGACAAAGAAAAACUUCGCGAGUCUUUCUCAUAUUUGGAUAAGAUUUUAGAGGAUUCCAAAUGGAUAGCUGGAGACAAUAUGACAAUAGCCGAUUUUGCUAUCGUUUCUCUUUUAGCAAAUAUUGAUAGUGCUGGAUUGUACGAUUUAUCCACUUACGCCAACCUUUGGCAAUAUUUUCAAAGAUCUAAAAGUGGCAUGGAAAGUUUCGGAUACGAGGAAAUAAUGCAAUCUGGGGCAGACCAGUUUGGGAGUGUAUUCAAACAUUGAUUCACUUUUUUAUUUAAAUUAAUGUCCUGUAAGCAUUUCACACUAAUCUGUUUUCUAAAAAUAAAUAUCAAUGUUGACUU